CAACUUCCAUCUUUAAUGGCUGUAGGUGUAAGGCACUACACCGUAAGGUUCAUGGAACUUGAAUCAUCAUCACUCAUGAAAUGCUCGCUCUCGUCUUCACCUCUAUAUAGAAAGCAAUCAGUUCACUUCUCCAACUCUUCUAGUCAAAGAUAUAAUCAAUGUUGUUCAUUGUCGAUGAAUGGAUGCCAAGGCGAUUCAAGAGCUCCUAUUGGAACCGUUGAAACUCGAACUUUGCCUGCAGUUUCUAGCCCUGCAUUGGCCAUGGAACGUCUCAAUUCUGCCAUCUCCGAUAUGAUUAAGUCCGAUCCUCCGCCUUACAAUUCCGGCAUUAUUCGCCUUGAGGUGCCAAUUGAAGAGCAGAUUGAAGCACUUGAGUGGCUUCAUGCCCAGAACCAUCUCCUCCUCCCUCGCUGCUUCUUCUCCGGUCGAAGAGUUGCUUCUGAAAUGUGCAUCAACGGAGCUUCUUCUCAUUCUAAAUUGGUCAGUGUAGCUGGUGUCGGUUCAGCUGUCUUCUUUACUCAUUUACGUCCCUUCUCAUUAGACGAUUGGCGUGCUAUAAGAAGGUUCCUCUCCAAGAAAUGUCCACUAAUUCGUGCUUAUGGGGCAAUCCGAUUUGAUGCAACAGCCGAUAUAGCUUCUGAAUGGAGUGCUUUUGGCUCAUUUUAUUUCAUGGUUCCUCAGGUUGAGUUUGAUGAGCUUGAAGGAAGUUCAAUUAUUGCUGCAACUAUUGCAUGGGAUAAUGCUGCAUCAUGGACAUACCAGAGGGCAAUAGAUGCACUUCAGGCAACAGUAUGGCAGCUUUCCUCCGUUCUUAUAACAGUGCAGAAGAAAAAUCCUCAUUCACAUAUACUCGACAGUACUCAUGUGCCGGGUAAAGCGUCUUGGGACAAUGCGGUUAAGCGUGCUUUGCAAAUAAUAAGCAGAAAUGACCCCGUACUGAUCAAGGUGGUACUUGCUCGUAGCACCAGAGUUGUGACAGCUGCAGAUAUUGAUCCGCUAACAUGGCUGGCUUGCUUAAAGGUUGAAGGAGAAAAUGCAUAUCAGUUCUGUUUGCAACCUCCCCAUUCGCCGGCAUUCAUUGGAAACACUCCAGAGCAGCUAUUUCAUCGGGACCGCCUCAGCAUUUGUAGUGAGGCUUUAGCUGGAACACGGGCUAGGGGUGGAUCAGAGCUUCUGGAUCUUAAGAUAGAACAGGAUUUACUAUCCAGUGCUAAAGACCAUAAUGAGUUUGCUAUAGUACGGGAGUGCAUAAGAAGAAGAUUGGAGGCUGUGUGUUCAAGCGUUUUAAUUGAACCAAAGAAAGCAAUAAGAAAAUUUACAAGAGUUCAGCAUCUUUACGCUCGAUUGAGGGGGAGACUCCAAGCUGAAGAUGAUGAGUUUAAGAUUUUGUCGUCCGUGCACCCUACUCCAGCAGUUUGUGGGUAUCCUACAGAAGAUGCACGGGCUUUUAUUUCAGAAACUGAAAUGUUUGACCGAGGAAUGUAUGCUGGUCCUGUUGGUUGGUUUGGAGGGGAAGAGAGUGAAUUUGCUGUUGGAAUAAGGUCAGCUUUGGUUGAAAAGGGUCUUGGUGCAUUAAUUUAUGCGGGAACUGGGAUAGUGGAAGGAAGUGAUUCAUCUCUAGAAUGGGAAGAGCUAGAGCUAAAGACUUCGCAGUUCACCAAAUUGAUGAAACUUGAGGCACCUCUUUUGACUAGAGGACAAAGUAGGAUUAUCAAUCAGAAUCAGAAAGUGAGAUGACAUUUUCUUGGAGGAGAGAUGACGUACGUCAAUCAUAUGAUAUAAUACCGUUAUCUUCAGCUUUUGAUAGCAAAUCAGAUAUACGAUUUAGCUUUCAGCUUUAGUUACCAAAAUGCAAGAGAAAUCAACACCCAAAUUUUCAUUCUUAUUGUUUGUUCAAUAUUUAUGUAAUCAGUAGUUGCCUUAGCAAGCUUAUGCCCUUCCAUUGAAAUAACACAAGAAGUAGAAAAUUUGUAUAAAUGAUUACCUUGUACAGAUGUAUAUACUUUUUUUGUU
Messenger RNA from Solanum verrucosum, 2013 nucleotides. RefSeq names its product isochorismate synthase, chloroplastic-like. Gene Ontology annotation, biological process: phylloquinone biosynthetic process. Bases 16 to 1737 code for a protein of 573 amino acids. The transcript has 16 exons. Gene Ontology annotation, cellular component: plastid. NCBI's taxonomy places the organism in Eukaryota, Viridiplantae, Streptophyta, Magnoliopsida, Solanales, Solanaceae. Gene Ontology annotation, molecular function: isochorismate synthase activity. The record is from RefSeq and is a predicted model, not a curated record.